AGUUUCCCUGACAGGACAGGUUAGCUGGCCCAUCGGCAGGAGCUGGGUUGCAGGGUUGGCGGAAGUGCCGCGUAUCACCGGUGCCAUCCUCACCAGUCAGACAUGGAGCGGGUCGGGAUGCAGCUGCCGCAGGGCCCGGGCACUCUGUGCUUCGAUAAAAACGAGUUUAUGAAGGUUCGAGCAAUAUGUCAUACAUAGUUACAGUCUAUUCUAUGCUGCCAUUGUAGGGGGGUUGACAGACCCCAUACUUCAUACACAGCACAUUGUUUAUAUAUAUAUGUCAGUAUUGUUACAUGAUUGGCUGAAAUAUAUAUAUGUAUGUAUAAAGCCCUGGUGUCCAGUAUACAGGUGGUCUUGAGAGCAUUAAAGUGGUAUAGAGAGGUACCUUCUGUUUGAAGUUAUAACUUAUUACCAUUGUACAUUUAUUAUUCUUAUAGUGUAAUAUCUGUGUAUAUUAUCAAUAAGUUAAAGCUAUUUUACACUGGAAUACAUACAGUAUUGGCCAGGUUAUGGUGUAGAGUGACCCACUCUGGCUCUUAUAACAAAUCUGUUCGUACUUUAUAACAUAACGCACAUAUUUAUUAUAAUGACCUCAUACAUUCUUCAGAAUUAAAGCUCCCACUACAUCUGGAUAGAAUGAAGUGGAAUGACAACAGUUUAAAGUACAGAAAAUGAGGAAUGAAUGUUGUGUGUCAAAUAUUUUUAUAUAUUGAGGAAAUUACCAAUUACUUUGGUUGACAGUGAUAGGUUGAGAGCAUUGCUGGCUAGUUAGCCCAGUAAUCUCAAAAUAUCAUUCCCAUUUAUAUAAUUGUAUCAAUUAUAACUCUGCUGCGCACUUCUAGUGACAGGCCACUGUGUUGUAGUAUAUAAGUACUGGAAGAGUCAGAUCCAUUUCGGUUAUACAGCAAUGGCUGCAAUGAUUUAGCACUACUGAAUUAGUUAACACCCCAGCCACCUGGAAUUCUCCAUUCAAUAGAUACUCACACUGUGCAAGAACUUGAUGGGAUAAAGAGGAAGUGAAAUGUUCUUAUCAGGGUUACUUUCAUUCACUAAAGUGAGAAUUCAAAGUACUAGGGUACUCCUGGCACCUUAACCUUUAUAGAUUGUUUAUUGUGCUUUGAGAUUUCCAUUAAAGGAGCAUCAUUGUACAGUGAGGGGCUUCUCCUCUUAUGAUACGAGGAGUACCUAUGGCCCCAUACCCUGGUAUUGGGGCAAACAGUUUUGCAAAGGUUUGCCCUUUUACCUGGGUCCCUGUUCCAAGGCUCCUGGCAGGUCUGGGGACUUGUAUCCAGCCUCUGCAGAGCUGCGGAAGUCAUGUUCUGAUGCUGUCGCCAUCCUUUGACUGAGCUGUACUCCCUCGACCAAUGAUUGCAAUAUGAGUGCAUUGACAUGCGCACAGAAUUGACAGUAGAUAACCCGGAUCUCUUGUUCGGGGGCUGGCUAAUGACUCUCCAAUUACGCAGCCUUGGUGGAGUUAUACCAUUCUGUGGCAAGGGUGUUAAACUCCAAAUCAUUGAAGUGGCCAUGGUACUUGGAAUCCUUUAAUGCAUUCUAUAUAUAAUAUAUUAAAAUGUGGAUCAAUUUCUUCCUAUUGUGUUAUUUUAACACACAAUAAUUUUUCAUAUCUCUGGCUAAGUGAGGAUGAUAUAAAUGAAAUAUAGAAUCACAUGUUUCUAGAUAUUAAUUUCUGUAAAGGUUGUGAUCUUAAUGAGCAACUCAAUGAUUCUUAGAUAUAAUGUAGCAUAUAGAAAUGCUCAUGUUGGUGCUUUAUUCUCCAAUAGGAUGGGUUUGACGUUGACACCUUUAUGUCAGAAUGCCGAAAACGUGUGCAGCUGGAAGACCUCAGAGACGAUCUGGAACUUUAUUACCGGCUUCUAAAGACUGCCAUGGUAGAACUAAUUAACAAGGACUAUGCAGACUUUGUGAAUCUGUCCACAAACUUGGUAUGUAAACCAUUAUUUGUUAUUUAAUGUUUGAAUAUAUGGUUGCAUUAUCCUUAUGACCUAAUUAUUAAUUUAAUGCAGUAUUGAAGUACAUUCUAAGCAACACAACCACUACAGUACAGUGUAUAGGCUAUGUUGCAUUGAGUGUCUUGGUACCAACCUCCAGUUUUAUAUUAAACUAUUUAGAUGUGGAUUAACACAAAUUGGGAUUUUCUAAGAAACCACAAUUUUACAUUUGUCAGAUAACACACCUUAUGGUGGCUGGUAGACUGUCAACUGCUAUAGGCAAUUCUUCCUUCGAAAGUUGACGGUCUUCACAUUCAUCAUCAGCAUGUACACUUAAAUGACAAUGAAUGCGGCUAGGAGGUGUGUAAUCUCUGCUUUAACCAUACCUCCAGUUGGGGCAGAGCUAUGUGAAAGAGAGAAUCUCAUUCAGUGUUAAACUGCUCGAAAAUGAUUCAACUUGGAUGGACAGAGUCAGGGAGUCCAGGUAAUAUAACCAAUUCAGUGAAAUUAAAUGGUUAUAGUGAUUACAUUGUUCCUUUAAUUACAAUAAUAUAUGCUAUUAUAAUUACCAAUGAAUUCAAAUCCAGUGACCUAGCUUCAAAUGUUGCCUAAAUUAAAAAUGACACUUUAAUUACAAUUCUUAAAUGUCAUCAGUCAGUAAAGAAAGAAAAACAGAAAUGUGUAGAAAUAAAUGAGCCGUGUAACACUAUAUAAUAAAUGGAAUGGGGGGGGUAGUCCUCUCUAAAUAUAGAAAUGAGUGAAAGGUUGAUACAAUUUGAAUAUAACUACUCCCAGGUUAAGUGUUUAGCCAUUAAGGAAACAAUAAGCUAUAGAUUGAGACAAUGUAACCAAAGUAUCAAGAUUUUAAGCUUUGUGUCUUGAAAUUUGACAUAGUAUCUAGUUACUGAGGACUCUCCAAUAAAGUUGUUGCAGCUGCUGCACAGCAAGAAAUUACAGUGGAACUUUGGAACUCGAACAGCCCUUUACCCGAACAAUUCGGUAGUCAAGAAAAAAAUGUCUCUGUACCUGAAAUCUCAGUUUCUCACUUAAGGAUUAAUUUAAAUAGAAUAUAGCUACUACAAUGGUACCAAUAUUUAGCCAUAAAUUUAGAUUUUAUAUCUGUUAGAAUAUAAAACAAUAACAAUAUCUGGAUGAAAUUCCAGUAACAAAGUGUAAAACAUUGUGUCUAUAAAGGUGUGACACAAUAUCUAGCUGAAGUUAGAAAUUUAGUAACUAAAUCUACUUGUAAAAAAGAGAGAAAUUCCAGACACUAGUAAAUGAGAGAUGGUGAAUGGAAGAGUAAGGAAGGAAAAGCUGGGAAUAGAAGGAGAUUAGUCCUAAUUUAUACAAUCUCAGUCCCUUACUAGUGCCUAGUAAACAUCUUAAUAAUAGAACUAAAUCUUUCCACAUGAACCCUGUCCUCCCCCUUUCUAAUACGUCAAAACCUUAACAUAUUUCCAAAAAAACAAAAGUGAAAUUAAGUUCAACUCACGUUUUGGCGUAUUCCAACGCCUUCCUUGGGAACGAAGAGUAUUGUUAAUAGCGCCUCAUGCUGUUCCUUUUUUUACAGGGGUAACUCUAUCCCUACUAGCCAAGAUGCAAUCCUUGAGGCAGAUUUCCAGACAGAUAAAAAUAAAAGAGAAAUGUAUAGCAAUUCUGUAGCCCCGUCAUAUAUAAAUCAUUGUUGGUAUAAUAUCCUAGAGCAGUUGUAUCUUACUCAAUUAUCCUAUUUAGCAAACUGUCAUAAUCACAUGAGCACCUGGCCAAAACGGCAUAAAAAAGGCUUUGCUGUAUUAACGGAUUCUUGCUGGAUAUAAUAAUCUGAAUAUCUAAAAAUGGCCAAACAUUGUGGUUGUGUUUCCUUAUAAUGCAGAUUUUUGAUUGCGAUAACCCUUUAAUCAAAGCAAAUGGGAAGAUGAAAUGCAUUUUCAGGCUGGUUAAAUGAAUGUUUAAACAAUGAACAAAUUAGUGAGACCUUAACAUUUCUUGGGAUAAUGUAAGCUGGUUAGGAUAAUGUACUUGCUGCUCCUUGCUUACAGGAUGUUUACUUUACAACAAAAUCAAUAAAGGAGUGGCACAACUUAAAUAUGCCACUUAAACUCAUCUAUUAUCUAGAUCUAGUUUUUCUCUAAUUCAGGACACAGGAGUAAAAGUGAAAAGGGAAAACCUGGUGUUCACACACAAUAACUGAUUAUAAUAAGAUGAUCACAGUUUGCUCUUUAAGUUUCUAAGUGACACAAUGUUCAUUAAAUAUAGUUUUUAAAGGACAGAUGGGGCUUAAUUUUCAUUCACUAUACAUAUAAUUAAAAAUAGGGUAUAUGGGUAGGUGUGACAAAUGCUUCUUCCCACGAACAUUUGCCACAAUGUAAAAUUUUUAAUGUUAAUGUGAUUAACAAGUGGUUUAAAUAAACCCUCAUAGUUUUACAUCUUGCAUGCACUUCUAAAAUAACUUGGGGUGGAAAGUCUGUUUAUGUAAUUUAUUUAGGUUUUGUUUCUUUUUUUACCUAGUUGUGACUGCCUUUUUAAGUGAUCUUUGAACAAAUAUAUGCAUCUAAUCUAUGUUUUUUUUUUUUUUUUGUCUAAUUUAUUUGAUUUAUUGGUGCACAGGUGGGAAUGGAUAAAGCGCUGAGCCAACUGUCAGUACCUCUAGGACAACUAAAAGAAGAAGUACUGGUAUUUUUGACAAUUCUUUUUUUUGUAUUUUCCUUCCUUUUACUAGAGAGUGUAAAUGUGAAUGACCUAUGAGUAAAGGUAGAAGUGCUAAAAAAAAUAACCCAAUAGUCGUUUGCCUCUUUUUGCCAUUUUAUGAAUAAACAUGCUACCCCAUAUGCAGUUACCUGUAGUAAGAAAGCUAAUUUCAUGAAUAGGAACUUGCUUAUCCAACAGUGUACCACUUCUUAAAAUAGAAGUCAAGGGACCAUAAUCCCUACAUGCUGAUAAAGUGGUUACAGGCCUUGUCCCCUGGUUCUUUGUCAAACCUUUUUUGUUUUACGAAACCCAAGGGUCCCACCCAAUCCCUAACUGUUUGAACAGGUCUCUGCCUCCAGAAUCACGGAAAGAGGCUGCGCACUGCCUUGAUCAGGUGAUAGCACCAUUUUCUCUUAUGUUGUGAGUGGGAUAGUGGUGACGUAUAGCAGGUGAACAUCUGGAGAGAAAUUCACUGGAAUGUCUGUGAGAGUAGUUAAGAUCUGGAGUACCUCCCUCUAGAAGGGUUGUUUGAGAGGGCAUGUCCAACAUAGGGGGAACAGAGUGCCCAACUCCCUUGCAAAUUUCCAACACUCAGGGUCACAGUUGGACAUUAUGUUUUGUACCAAUGUGAAAUCAUUUUGUAACUGGAUUCUUGGUAUUUAGUAUUAAUUAAAGAUUUAUGUAUAAGGAGGAAAGUCUCUGUCCUUUGUUCUGGAGAUUGGGAGUGUCCCAGGUCUCUCUCCCGGUAUUUAAUAAAGUAAAAGAACGGCUGUCCCUCAUAUGGGGAGAUCAGGAGUGGACAGAGUUGGGAGAUAUCAUGUGCCAGGGUAUAAGGUUUAGAGCAUAGUUAUUCAUAAGCAGAUAAUUGUCUGUUGACUGUUGCUAGUCCAGGAGUGCGUUUGAGGAACCUGAGCUGUGGGCUUGGGGGACAAGGUGUGAUGAACACUACUAUUUAUGUAGACCUCUAUUACGUGGCAAGGGGACAGUAAUCCCAGCGAGGAUGUGUAUUGAGGAAAGUUUGCAGGGUUAAAGGAUGGGUUACCAAUUAUUAGGUAUAGGGGAGAAACACAUGGAAAGGGGUCCUGGGACCCUGAAAUUCUCCUCCAUAUGGACAAUGUAUUGGGAAUGGUCGAUUAUGAAGGAAGCCACAAAGGGGCACGUAAGAGGGUGUUGGAUAAUCUGGCCUUUAGUUGGAUCACAACUGACACAAUUUGUCAGGAGAAGAGUGGACCCAUUCUAGUACACAUUGUAAGUGGACUGUUUUAUGAUAUUUGGAUAGGUCCGUAAGUACCAAUCCUCCCUGCUGUUUAGGCUUUGUCAGAAUGGCAAAUUUUAAUCAUGCUUCCUGGCAGUGCCAGAUGUACCAUGUGAAUAACUGAUGGACUUGUGUGAAUAAUGUCUGGGAAAUGUGAACUGGGAGAGUCUUACAUAGGUACAAAAAAAGCGUGGUAGUAUGUUUAGUUUAAAGGGACACUAUAGUCACCAGUGCAACUGCAUGUAUUCCUAACCCUAUAGUGUUAACACGACCAUCUAGCCCCCGUGGGCCCCUCAUGCCUCCAUAAAUAUAGUAAAAAUCUUACUGUAUUCAAGCCAGAAGCUGUAAAUCUGCAUGCUGAGACUCAGGAAAAACAAGCAGUCUGCUGACAUGUGAUAGCCCGAUCCAAUCACAGUGCUUCCCCAUAGGAUUAGCUGAGACUGACAAGGAGGCAGAUCAGGGGCAGAGCCAGCAUGAUUCAAACACAGCCUUGGCCAAUCAGCAUCUCCUGAUGAAUUGAAUCAAUGAAUCUCUAUUAGGAAAGUUCAGUGUCUACAUGCAGUGGGAGGAGAUACUGAAUCACAGGAUGCUCGUGCACAGCAGAUCUGAGUGGAUAGAGGCAUAUUAUGCCUCCAUGAACUCAGAAGUCCCUCUGGUUCACUCUGAGUGACUGCAACUGGAGGUGUUCCUAGCUUUCAAUGUAAACACUGUAUUUUCUCAGAAAAUACAGUGUUUACAUGAGAGAGGCUGCAGGGAGCUAUAGUUCUCACCUGAACAACCUCAUUAAGCUGAAGUUGUUCAGGUGACUAUAGUGUCCCUUUAAUAACAUAUUUUGCCAAGCCACGUCAUGUGGGGGAGUAACCGUGAGUGCAGGACCUGUAUCACGUUGUCGAACAGGGGUGGGACGUUAAAUCAGAACAUGUUGUGCUUGUCUCACCGUGGCCACCAAAUAUCUGCUGGCUGAAAUCAUCAAUACAGAUCAUUUCAGCCAAUCAAAUGCUUCCCCAUAGGGCAGCAGUAGGGACCAGUGAGCAGCAACCAAUCAGCAUCUUUUUUUAUAGAGCAUUUAGUGUCUCUUUAAACAGAGCCAUGAAAGUGGCUUCCUAUUUGUUCCUACCAUAAAAUGUUGGAAAUGUGUCCGGUUUUUGCUUUUAGUUUAAAUAUUUAUGUAGAGAUGUUCUUUUUGCACAAACUAUGCAUCUAUUAUUAUGCAAAAUCUGGAAGAUUUGUGAAGUGAUGUGUCAGAUGCAUGUCUGUGGUUUUAGUGACUAAAAUGUCCAUUACACAUUACAGUGUAUAUAAAGCAUAUCAUUAUCUUCAAAUGAACUUUUGAUUAACAGUACUCCAGAUGUAAUUCAUAAUUGCCCAUUGCACUAAUUGUAUCUCUUUUUUUGUGUUUUAGAGUUUAAAGACAUCUGUAAGUGAUGUUAUCCAAGCAGUGGAGGGGCGUUUGGCUAAACAAGAUGAUAUUCGGAAAAAGAAGGUAUAGCUUUGUUCUUAGUAAAGUAACCUUAUUAUUUUUUUCAUGUACAUUAAGCAAAUAGAAAAGCCCAGUUUAGUAAAAGAAAAAAAACCCUCUUUAUUUACAAAAGGAUCAGUGUAAAUGCCGUUUAUAUUAUAAUUAUGGUAUUUACAAACAAGACUGAAAAUUUCACCCACCUAGCCCAGGCAAGGAAACUGAGAAAUAUCCACUUAUCGAAAAACAGAUGGAUGAGGCUCUGGGGUACAACCUUACACAACUGUGCUUUAUGCACUGAGAGUCCUACAACAUCAAGUCCUUGCCACCACACUAGUCUGCUUUAUGUGUGAUCCAGUCAAGAAGUAGGGCAACACAAUAUUUAGGCAGAAGUGAACCAACAAACAGAAGCCUCAAGGUUUUGUCAUUGGUGCACAAGUGACUAAGUGAACUAUGUACACAUGGGUUUAAAAUAAAAAUACGUUUGUUGCCCCAUUACAUCACAAAUGUUUUCUGUACAUUAAUUGCCAAGCAUUUCUGUGCUUUCCACUAUUAUGACUACACCUUUGUUGAAAUAUAUUAACGUACAUAAGACAGAACCUCUAACUAGCCAACUCAAAUGCCUAGACAGUGUAGUUUUAAGGGCUCUCUGUGGAAGAACACAUUUUCCUCGCCUUUUCAGAAAUAAGGUGAAUUAGCAAAGUUAAAAGAACACUGUAAUGCUUUAAGUAAGUAUAUUUUUUUAUAAUACUAGACUGUUCCUUUCCACAGUUAUUUAGGGCCCACUUUGGAAACCUAAAAAAGGAUAACUUGCCUUUUAUUCAGUGCCAUCCCUUUUAAUGUGCAGCAGCCUGCAGUGAGAUCAUCAUUCUAACCGUCUCUUGUUCAAUCCAGUAUUUCUUAUAGAGAAGCAUUUGAGACCUACAGCACAUGCGCAUUAAAUUCCUUGAUCUGCCAAUCAGGUCCUUUUAAUAGAGAAACAUUAGCCCAAUGAUUCUCUAUAUCAGAAGAACUGUCACCCUUUUAAAUCGAGCUGUCUGUACAGCGUGAAAACUUUCGACUUUCAUCAGGCUGACUACCAGUAGAGACAUGUUCUUUUACAAAUGUACACAAACCAAAAGCACAUGGAGAGACAAAAUAUAUCAGAUAGCUAGGUGCAAACUAUCAAAACACUCCCUCAAAUGUUUCAAAUAUCCAAAUAUCUAUGCAAUAUAGAAUGCACACUAUAACAACUUCAAAUAGUCAAAAGUAUAACUUUAUUAUGUACAAAAGGUACUACAGUGAAAAAUACAAAAAAUAAACACAAUGACAGAAGCAAGGGCAAAUACAAUAAUACAAUAGUAAAAUGCCAAAAAUUCUAACCACCUUCAAGACAGAAACACGAGUUACCAAACCCCCAACGUUUCGGCACCAACCGGCUGUCUUUAUCAAGGGUGAUAAAGGCAGCCGGUUAGUGCCAAAAUGUUGGGGGUUUGGUGACUCGUGUUUCUGUGUAAAUACUGUUUACACAGGGGUGAUAAAGGCAGCCGGUUGGUGCCGAAACGUUAAAGUUAUACUUUUGACUAUUCAAAGUUGUUAUAGUGUGCAUUCUAUAUUGCAUAGACUUUUACAUAUGUAAACAUUUCUGUUUUCCAGAAACAGCAAUGUUUAUAUUUGCCAGACCGCAGGGGCAGGAUGUUUGCACUCUAACUUUUAAGACAAUACAAGCAUCCCAAAUGAUGUACAGUUAAACAAUUUCACACCCAUUUAUGUUGGGAGAAGUGUGUGUUUUCUUUUGGUUUUUGUUGUUGUUUUUUUUUACAACAGAUGUCAUUGCACACCAUGUCCUCUGCGUAUGCAGCCACUUAGAUCAAAUACCCAUGUCUGCAUCCCCUAACAAAGCUUGAUAAAAGUUUAAACAGAAUAUCUGCAUUUAAGUAUAAUGACCACAUACAAUAAAUGCAGUUUCAUAACAUAUUUCUAAAAUGCUAUAGCAAUCUGUUAAUCUCUCGACUUUAAAUGUAAUUUUAACCACGAAAUGUGUCCAUUCACUCCUGCCCCCUCCACAACUGUCUGAAUGAUAUAACCCAUUAAAACAUUUUAGCAGUCGUUAAAUCAGUGACCUGUGACUUUUGGAAGAUAAAUGUGUUCCUCUACAGGCUGGUAUUCAUUGUUAGAGUAUAAAGAGGGUGAGUGAGGCUUUUAUUUACUCCAUUCUGCAAACUACAUGAAAGUAAAUAAAGUUUUAUACUCAAUUUUGGUAGUGAAGUGAUUAACCAGCAGAAGUCUAAAUUGGAGGGACCAUUUUCUAAAAUUAGGAAAUAAUGGCUUUCAGAAAUGGGGAGUGGAAAAAGAAGACAAGUAAUUUCUUUAAAAAGAAAAUGUCUUUAUAUGUGAAAUACAAAAAAAAUAAGGAGACUGUAUAUUGUAACAUAAAUAUUGUAUUUUUCCUUUUUUUUUUUUUUCUUGCUGUGAAUUCAUUAUAAAAUAAAACUUGUUUGAUCGGUUCUUUUCUUGUAUAAGUAAUAAGGUGGUUACAAAAUAUGUCCAGUUUAUAAAGUGGCAGAUCUCAUUUCUAUUUACAGAUGUGUGUUUUAAGGAUGAUUCAGGUUAUUCGUUCAGUUGAGAAGAUUGAAAAAAUUUUGAAUUCUCAGAACAGCAAAGAGAAUGCUUCUGAACUAAACAGGUGGGUAAAGUAACAUUAUGAGUUCUCAGUUGUAAAUAGUUAACAUCAAUGUUCUGUAUGGUAGGCAAAUUGGUUUAUUAGAUCAAGUAGACCACACAAUGAAUAUAGAAACAAAUUGUUGACUUUUUAAAUGGGCUAGAUCUUCUUUAUUUAAAGCAGUGGUAGUCAACCUUUUUCUACCUUCCACCCACUAAUGCAUCUUUCUUGAUGGAAACAUUUCCUUACCGCCAACCAGUUUUUGCGCAAGUGCGGAAUAAUUUUUAGAAAGGAGGGUGUUUAAAAAAAAUGUACGUACAUUUAUCUUUUUAUUUCUACUUAAUGCAUGUUUAUAAUGCUUUUAACUUUAUAAAGUUUAAUGAAAAAACAAUAAAGUAAAUUGAAAUCACCUUUACUAGUGAUUAAUGAGAUCCUUGAGGCUGAUGCUGCGAGACUAAAUAUUUGAUAUCUGGUUUGAUUUUCGUAAGGAACAAACAAAGGUCUCCUCUUUUGGUGAUAUUCAGACGACUUCUCUGUUUGCUCAUAAUAUAAUUUCUCAUCUGUGCAUCAGCUUCCCUCCUCUCCUUCCUCAAUUCCCUCCCCCUUAUUUUUUUCCUUUUUUUUCUAUUUUUUUACCUUCCUUAUAGCAAUGCCCAGCAGGAAGGCUGAGCUAGGUAGCCCACUUACUAUUAUGAGCCAGCAACAGUUCUCUCCUUUUCCUUUUUAUAUUUUUUAUUUUCCUUCUUUCUCCUUUAAAAAAAAAUAAAAUAAUAAUUCUUUGUUUUUGGUGCGUUUCCAGUUUUACACAAUCUCGUCUGGCCACAACAGCCAGGACGGGCACUGUAACAGUAAUGCAGGGUAACAAGGUUAGGUAAUUGAUUAGUAAGCAAGACAUCAUAGUAAACAUUUUGCCUUUCUCCUUUUUUACAAGUACUCUGCUCCUUCUUUCUCCUUUUUACAAGUACUCUGCUCCUUCUUUCUCCUAUUCUACAAGUACUCUGCUCCUUCUUUCUCCUAUUCUACAAAUACUCUACUCCUUUCUUCUUUUUACAAGUCCUCUGCUCCUUCUUUCUUCUUUUUACAAGUCCUCUGCUCCUUCUUUCUCCUAUUCUACAAAUACUCUACUCCUUUCUUCUUUUUACAAGUCCUCUGCUCCUUCUUUCUUCUUUUUACAAGUCCUCUGCUCCUUUUUUCUCCAAUUCUACAAGUACUCUGCUCCUUCUUUCUCCUAUUCUCCAAGUACUCUGCUCCUUCUUUCUCCUAUUCUCCAAGUACUCUGCUCCUUCUUUCUCCUAUUCUCCAAGUAAUCUGCUCCUUCUUUCUCCUAUUCUCCAAGUAAUCUGCUCCUUCUUUCUCCUAUUCUCCAAGUAAUCUGCUCCUUCUUUCUCCUAUUCUCCAAGUAAUCUGCUCCUUCUUUCUCCCUUUUACAAGUACUCUGCUCCUUCUUUCUUCUUUUUACGAGUUCUCUACUCCUUUCUCCCAUUCUACAAAUACUCUGCUCCUUCGUUCUUCUAUUCUACAAGUAAUCUGCUCCUUCUUUCUCCUAUUCUACUAGUAAUCUGCUCCUUCUUUCUCCUAUUCUACAAGUAAUCUGCUCCUUCUUUCUCCUAUUCUACAAGUAAUCUGCUCCUUCUUUCUCCUAUUCUACAAGUACUCUGCUCCUUCUUUCUCCUAUUCUACAAGUACUCUGCUCCUUCUUUCUCCUUUUUGCUUCUGCAUGUCCCUGCUAUCGUGCAUCAGCUCCCACUCCUCCCCUUCCUCUUCCCACGUGUUACACUCGUGUUGGCACGUGCACACGUUCUCUUGUUCCCGUGCACACAUUCUCAUGCUUGCAUGAGUUCGCACGCGUUCUUACUUUCAUUUGUGUUUGUGCACUCGCGCCCGCCCACUCUCUCAAAAGGAGAAUUUAGCAUUAGCUUGUUGUGCCUCCGAAACCCCUACCGCCCACCUGGAAUUCUGAAACGCCCACUAGUGGGCGGUAGGGAACAGGUUGACUACCCAUGAUUUAAAGAGACAUGCAUUACUUGGCAAUGUUUUUUUGUUUUUUUUUAAACCAGCAAGCAAACACUUUUACAUAUAUAGAAACUAAAAUAAAGCAAGAAAAGUUUAACAAGUAUUUAGUACACAAUUAUAAACUCACUAUCCACUUUCCUUUGUCCGACACGGCUCUUAGCUAGGGGAGUUUCUUUAGUCUCUCACCCCUCACCUCUUUCACCAACCCACUAAAGCCCAUGUGAGUUUCAUGAACUAGCACAAGCAAUGCAAAAGAAACUAUGAGUGUUAUUUACUAAAGUGAGAAUUUAAAAUGAAUUUCAAAUUUAAGGUCAAAGUAGCUGUAAAAUAUUCUAUAUUUUGGAAAUGUCUUUUACAUGCAUUUCACACGGAAGUGUGGUUGAUCUUGAGCGACAUGAACAGAUGGCAAUAAGUGUUGUAAGCUCUUCUCUAUUUCUGAGUGCUCAUGGAUGACCUAAUAAGAAAUUGCCUACAAGCAUAUUGUAUCAAUGGCAUUGCCUUUGUAAUUCUUACACAGCCAUUUUGGUGGUGUAUAUAUGUAGAAUGUGUUAUCUGUGUAAAGGGGUGUCUAGGAGAAUGGGACACAAACACAGAGACCCGGAACAACAAGGGAAAGUGUCUUCACACUCUGAAUGUACCUUCAGCUGUUGACCUAUUUAACAUCAAUGACAUUGUAAGUAAUUGCGAAGAAAGAAGAAUAAAUCUUUUAUAAGAAAAGCAAGGAAAAUGAAUACGCUAUAUUUUUAACUGACACAGAAGAACCAUAAUAUGUAUGAUACAAGGCAAGCCACCCAACAAUAAGAAAGAGGAAUCUACAUACAUAUAUAUGAAUAAGUAUCAAGCAGAUUGAUGGAAUAACUUAGUCAUUCAGUAUAUUCAGGUAGUCAGCAACCUGAGAUCAAAGCACUGCCCCCAGAGGCUUGUACAGUAGGUACACAUGGCCUUCUUCCAUUGCUCCAGAGUCCAAUCUUUAUGCUCCCUAGCAAAUUGAAGCCUUUUUUUUUUCCUGAUUAGCCUCCCUGAUUAGUGGUUUUCUUAAGUUUACACAGCUGUUCAGUACCAAUACCUUGAAUUCCCUUCGCAUUGUGCGUGUGGAAAUGUUCCACUUUCACUAUUAAACAUAGCCCUGAGUGCCACUGUUUUUUUUUUUUCUACGAUUUGAUUUCACCAAAUGUUUAAGCGAUCGCUGAUCAUGAUUGUGACAAACGCCCUGUGGUCUGGUCGUUUGCCACAAGCUCCUAGAGGAGUCUGCUUGCCAGCCUCUUGCCUCAGGACUAUGGGCCCUGCAAUAUACCUUGCUCAGUGCACUUUAAAAGGCUUCGUUCAUGUAAUUUUAUGUACUUUUGUACUACAGAAAGAGAGACUGACCGUUAGCCCUAAUUCCCUGUAACUGUUUUGGGCAUAGGACCAUGUGCACUGUCGGUCAAAAUUAUGACUUCCAAGAAAUUCCUGAACCCCUGGACUAGGAGAGGUCUACCCACUGGAAGCUGGAUCCUGGUUUUUGGUCCAGGGUGGGUGGAGGACAGCGAGACCCCAACCAAGCUGCGGCGGUUUUCGGUAGUUAGGGUGUCCGGUGCGGUGCUUAUGGUACUCCAGGACUACUAGGAAGCAGCGAUUGACUGAGGUACCCGGUCAACCACAUUUCUUCCUCGAAAACUAUCCUUCCAGUUUUUAAUAAUGUGUUGGACAGUUCUUAACCCAAUUUUAGUAGUUUCUGCAAUCUCCUUAGAUGUUUACUCUGCUUGAUGCAUGCCAAUGAUUUGACCCUUCUCAAACAGACUAACCUCUUUUCCACGACCAUGGAAUGUUUCUUUCGACAUGGUUGUUUAAGAAAGGAGAAGCUACUCAUUGCAUCAGUUGCAACAUGUUGCCUGUUGGGCAACACGCACAUACAUACACACUGAUGUACAGAUAUACAAUGACACACAGACACAAAUAUUGACCGAUGCGUAUACACAAUCACAGUGUGUGUCUGGCUGUGUGUAUAUGGGACCUGUGUGUGCUUCUCUUGCAUUGUGUAUCUGUGUAUUUGCCAAAGAGUGUGUGUCUGGCAGUGAGCAUCCUUGUGCAUCUGUGACUGUAUUUCUGUAUAUUUGUGAAUCUGUGACUAUCUGGAAUCCAUAUGUUUCUUUAGGUAUAUGUAUUUCUGUGUCUGAGAGUGUUUGUGUGAAGCUGCUUGCAGAGUGUUGUGUGUGUGUUGGGGGCUGCUUGUGGUUUUUAUGUGUGAGUUGUAUUUAUAAUGAGGCUGUUUUGUGUAUGAGGGUAACUGUGGGGGGUGCAUUUGUAUGAGGAUGAGUGUGACAGGGCAAUUAUGUGGGUUGUAGACCCUGAUGCAGGCUGACUGUGGGGAUUUUGAUUCUCAAGCAUCUCUAUGUCAGGUUUAUACAGUUUUUGGACUUUAUUAUUUAUGAUGCCCACACGAAUUUCUAUCAAAUACAUAGUUUCAUUUAAUUGUAAAAUAAAUGUUAUCUAUGCGUGGCUGCACAUGCGAUCACUGUGCGCUAUAUGACUUAUUACAAUCCCUGCUGCCUGAUGACUGUCCAGUUAAUGAGCAGUAGGUUCACUUCCCCUAUGCAAUAUCUUUAAAUGCCAGUGCAUUGGAAAUUUCCUGUUUAUCCCCACAUCCUUCUAUAUUUGUUUCCACCAAAACUUCCCUUCCAUGUAAGUGACCAGGCUCCCCGAUCUUCUGCCAAAUCGUUUUAUAGGCUCACCCAUAGCCUCCUCACUCUGGUUGCAUGACACCACCCAAAUCUACAUGGUCCACUGCAUAGAGGUAGUCAAGUGUUUAUCCAAGUAGGAAGGCUCUACUUGGGAGCCAGGAGUGCAAGCCUUGCAAAGCACCUUUGUAAUUUGCUUAUUCUCGGGGGGCUAUUGUCCAUGGGGACUGCCUGCUGUGCAUUUGUGUGGUUAUGUGUAUUCUUGGCUGGCUCACACUACAUCAUCAUCAGUGGGGUGGGGGGGGGGGAGAAUUACUUUCCCGCUUGCAGAAUGAGACAGUUGUCUCAUUCAAAACUAAAGCUUGUAAAUGAAACAGUUGUCUCAAAGGGAUGCAUGUCACUUUAAGGGACCUACAACCACACAUCUGUAAUAUAUAACUUUGACCCUUUAUAUAACCAAAGUUUAUUAGGUGAACAUCACCAAAUUGACAGUUAAUCCUAAAUGGCCUGACCAUCUUUUUUAUUGAAACCGCCUUUGAUUGCCCAAAUAUCUUAAGUAUAAUAAUAAUAAUAAAAAAUGGCUUUUGAUCCUAUUUCAAUUGUUUGAUAUGUAUUCCUUUUUUUCCGUCUGCAAUAUAUGUGUUUCCUUUACAUAUUUCCCUUUAAACAUUGGAAAAAAACAGUAGUUAUUAAAACUGAACUGUUGUACUGUAAAAUGCAUGAAUAUAACUUCUGCUUUAAAACAGUUUGUUUUUUCACCCUAAAUGAACAUUAAAGGGACACUAUAAUCACCAGAACAACUACAGCUUAUUGAAUUUGUUCUGGUGAGUAGAAUCAUUACCUUCAGGCUUUUUGCUGUAAACAUGGUCUUUUCAGAGAAAAUGCAGUGUUUACAUUACAACCUAGUGAUAACUUCACUGGCCACUCCUCGGAUGGCUGUUAGAGAUCCUUCCUGGGUCAUGGCUGCCUAAAAUGCAUCCAAACAUUCAGUGUCUCCUCCCUCUGCAUGCAGACACUGAACUUUCCUCAUAGAGAUUCAUUGUUUCAAUUCAUCUCUAUGAGGAGAUGCUGAUUGGCCAGGGUUGUGUUUGAAUCAUGCUGGCUCUGCCCCUGAUCUGCCUCUUUGUCAGUCUCAGCCAAUGCUAUGGGGAAACACUGUGAUUGGAUCAGGCUACCACUUCACAAGCUGUCAACAGACUGCUUGUUUUUCUGAGGCAAACAGCAUGCAGAGUUACAGCUUCAGGCUUGAAUACAGUAAGAUUUUGCUAUAUUUAUGGAGGCAUGAGGGGCCCACGGAGGCUAGAUGGUGGUGUUAACACUAUAGGGUCAGGAAUACAUGUUUGUGUUCCUGACCCUAUAGUGAUCCUUUAACACAUAUUUGCUACUAACUUUCCAUCUUUAUAUACUCCAGGGAUGCAUUAUAUAAACGUCAAUAGAGCAAAUUUCAGUAUUUUGAAUUUACUGCUGUUAAGUUUAUCCCUCUAUAUUUGUAUUUAAGCUCACUGCUGACUGGACAGACCCUAGAAAGAAUUGCUACAGAAUUUAACCAGUUACAGUUCCAUGCAGUUCAGAGCAAGGGCAUGCCUCUGUUGGACAAAGUUAGACCUGUAAGUACCAGAUAGCAUGUUGAUAGUAAUAAUGUUAUUGACUGGCAUCAUUCAGCAAUUGGUAUAGUUUUGGUCAACCGACUCAAGUUGGUGGUGGAUCCCAAAAGGUUAUAACUGUACAGUCCAUGGUUGGUUUCCGGUCACUAUUCCUUUUUAUUUACAUCCCAUGCUAUGAUUUAAGAAAGGAAAAAAGUGUUCAUUGGUAAGGGUUCCUACAGAAAUGCAGAGUGAAGUAUGACAAACAAUACCUGACUGUGUUCAUUUGCAAGUCAAGCUGCAAACUCUGGGAUAGUUGUGGAAGCAUGAUUUUCCUAAAGUCAAACUUGAGAUAUGUAGAAAAUGCUGAACAGUAUUUUUUCUAAUUAGUGACACUCAGGUGAGCAGUUUGUUGCUAAGGUCUCUGACACCAAAAGCAUUAAAUACUAGAGUGUCUGUUAGACUCCUUUAUCAUUGGGUCUCCUUCUCCCAUGAAAAAAAAGUUAAUUUACGUCAUAUUUUAUUCAUUUUGUUUUGUAUAACAAAAUCUGCAACAAAAACUGUAUUGUUCUGUAUUAACAUAUGUGACAAAAAUAGGUGUGUGCAUCACAUUUGAAAUAUACUUGGUUUAAACCAGGUAUUGUACAGUUAUAUAUACAAUAGUUUUCAUGACUGCCUAGGGACACCUCCAGUGGCAGUCUGUCAGACAGCCCUGGAGGUGCUUCCUGGGGCAGUGCUGCACAGUCUACAUGCUAAACGUUGCUCUUAGAGAUGCAUUGAUUCUGUGCAUCCGUAUGAGGAGAUGCUGACUGGCCAGGGCGGCGUUUGGCUUUGUCCCCCACCCCGCCUCUUUAGCUAAGAUCAUCAGAAUUCAUGAUCUCAGCGAAUCAUGGAAAUGGAAAUUUUGUGAAAACUACUUAUAGUUUAAGAAUUUUGUGUUUAUGUAGAUAUUAUUCUUGAAUAAAAUGCUGUUUUAAAACACCUGUUAUUUACAAAUCAUUAUGUUUUUUAAUUUUUUUUUUCCUUUUCUCUAAGCGUAUUGGUGGCAUAACAUCGAUGUUACAACAGUCUUUGGAAGGGCUGCUCUUAGAAGGCCUUCAGACGUCCAAUGUGGAUAUAAUUCGUCACUGUUUACGGACUUAUGCUACUAUUGACAAAACCAGAGAUGCCGAAGCAUUAAUUGGCCAGGUGUUAGUGAAACCAUAUGUUGAUGAGGCAAGUUUUAUUUGACAAAUAAUUCUCUUUACCUGUUAAGUUUAUGCAUCUAUGGAAAGUUCCGUACCAAUUUUCUUAAUACUAUGGGAAGAUGCUGACAUUUGCUACAAGAUUUAAGUUGAUUAGUGAGACAUUAAUAAUUUAGCAGAUUUUUGUGCAUUUUUACACUUUUAAGUGUACAUGUCAUGGUUCAAACAAAUUAUAAAGAGGUCAGUUUUUUUAUAUAGAAAAGCAAGUCUUCUGGCUUGACUGGUGGGCUGAUUUUUGUUUAACAUUGUAUUAACUAUCCACAGACUUCAGGUGGAAGGGGUUUUCAAUCACAAUUUUUCCCCACAAUACCUUUUUUGUUUUUUGCUUCGUAUGUAUGUAUGUGUGUAUAUAUAUAUAAAUAUAAAUAAUUUUCUAGCAGAAUUGCUAUAUAUGUAUAGCAUUUUCACUAAAACUAUAUAAAGUUUUACUAUAUACUGUCCAUCUCCUCAUCUGUCAAUCAGUUCUCUGUAUAAUAGUCUAUACCCACAGUUUAUAACUCUAUGCCAACAACUGAUUGCACAAAACGAUCAGGAGAACCCUGGUAUAGGUUGUUCGCUAUCUCUCUCACAGCAUAUACACUGUUGCUGCUGUGAUUAUUUCUUUGGCCAGUAGAGACCUGCAUGUAACCUGCCCAGCAAAAUGAUUGUUUACUACUUUCUCAGGCUGUCUAUGCAUCUUUUGCUCACUAAAACAAUCUGGUGCGCACUAAAUAAGGUCUGUUUGGUAUGUCUGUGGUCUCGGUGUUAGAUGGAAUUCAGUUUGGAAAUCCCUUUGGGGUUAAUUCCCCAUUCAAAGGGGAAAUGUAUGAUGUACAAUUGAGCUAGGGACAUAAUGGGUGGUUGUGUUUAGAUUGAGGAGCAGAACUAGUGAACUUGAGAAGUGGCUAUAUGCAAUACAAUGGGGAGGGCAUAUAAUAUAGUAAAGUGUAGACAGGUGACAUAAAACGUGUGUUUGGGAUGCGUGAUAUGGGAGGGAUGAGCAAGUGAUAUAAGUGUGAAAAAGGAAUAUAAAUGCAUCAACACACAGACACUCUACACAAACUCACACCUGCUUUCACACGUACUGGAAAUUUACACAAAUUCGCCAUUGUGUUCACAUUUGCUGUCAUUGCACGUACCCAAUAACACAAUGCUUUGCUCGCAAUUAAGGUUUUUAAAAGUUGAGCUCUCUUGUUUACAUUCAUGGGAAGUCACGUAAUUUGCGCUGGUAACUUACAUUAAUGAUCAGAUGUAUAAAAAUGCCUAUUGAUUGCAUUUUGAUUGAAGACAAACUUAUUUUUUUUUCCUGGAUUUAUUAAUUUAGAAAAGUGUUAUGCUCAUGUUGCAGGUCAUAGUGGAAAAAUAUGUACAAUCUCAUCCCAAUGGGCUCCAAGUCAUGUAUAACAAACUUCUUGAGUUUGUUCCUCAUCAUUGUCGACUUCUAAAGGAAGUGACAGGAGGUUCCAUAUCAAGGUAACAAUCAGACAGGAUUGCGGCCAACAUUUUCCCAACUUUCCCUUUUUAAUGCCAUUUAUUAAUUGAAGCAUGCAAUGAGUAUUUCCUUUGCACCUCUUUUCUGCUAUGAUAAAAAUGAAAAAGUAAUAACAAAAUAUAGUAAAAUACAGGUGAGGUAAAUACAUGAAAAAUUAUGUCUUAUGUAUUUAUGUAAGUAUUGAUCUGUAAUAUGUGUGCUCAAUUUUAUAUAUAUAUAUAUAUAUAUAUAUAUAUAUAUAUUUAGCAAACAUAAAAUGUGUGUACAUACAUUUAUGCAGGUAUCUGUUUUGAUAGUUUGCAUAACACUAUUCCAGUUUAAGCUUACAUCUCAAGUUGUGUUUUUUAUUGUUAAUCGUAGUGUAGAAUAAUAGUAUAUUUGGAAAACAUUUUUAAAAAGAGGUCAUGCAAGGGAAGCGUAUUGUUUCCAGCCACCAAAUCUAAUCCUCACUCAAAAUCCUAUUGACCUAUUACUGAGAGUAAAAUCUAGACAUAGGGCUUGAAAGUACACAAAAUAACAUUUUAGAGUGCUUGUGGUGUUUAUGGUGUUUUUCUCAUAGCAGUUCAGGACAAAUUAUUCUUUAUCAUUUUAGUAUUUGAUUCUUUUCUUUUCUUUCCUUUUUUAUUUUAUUUUAGUGACAAAGCAGACAUGGUUCCUGGUUAUGACUUUUUAUUGAACUGUGUCUGGCCAGAGAUUUCCCGUGGUUUAGAAGAAAAGUUACCAUCACUCUUUAAUCCAGGAAAUCCAGACAUUUUUCAUCAGGUAAAUCAUGGUCGGAUCUUAAAGGGACACUAUAGUCACCAGAACAACUACAGCUUAUUGAAUUUGUUCUGGUGAGUAGAAUAAUUACAUUCAGGCUUUUUGCUGUAAACACUGUCUUUUUAGAGAAAAUGCUGUGUUUACAUUACAGCCUAAUGAUAACUUCACUGGCCACUCCUCAGAUGGCUGUUAGAGAUCCUUCCUGGGUCAUGGCUGCCUAAAAUGCAUUCAAACAUUCAGUAUGUCCUCCUUCUGUAUGCAGACACUGAACUUUUCUCAUAGAGAUUCAUUGAUUCAAUUCAUCUCUAUGAGGAGAUGCUGAUUGGCCAGGGCUGUGUUUGAAUCAUGCUGGCUCUGCCUCUUUGUCAGUCUCAGCCAAUCCUAUGGGGAAGCACUGUAAUUAGAUCAGGCUACCACUUCUGAUGAUGCCAGCAGACUGCUUGUUUUUCUGAGUCUAACAGCAUGCAGAGUUACAGCUUCAGGCUUGAAUACAGUAAGAUUUUUACUAUAUUUAUGGAGGCAUGAGGUGCCCAGGGGGGCUAUAUGGUGGUUUUAACACUAUAGGGUCAGGAAUAAAUUUUUGUGUUCCUGACCCUAUAGUGAUCCUUUAAUACAUUUUCUUUUCAUUUGUAGGGAAUUUGGCUUAGUCACUAAAAGUGAUAAUUGCUGUGAUUUGAAAGUAAAGUCAAAGUGAAUUUAAACAUUCUGACCAAAAUAGCUGGUCUAGAAAAAUAUCCCAAGUCUGUUUUGUCUUCAGUUUGGCUAUUUUACCUUAUAUUUGAAAUUCACUCUGAAUUUAUGUAAAUUCUCACUACAUAAGCCCAAGGUCCAAAUUAAACUUUUUUUUUUUUUUUUUUAUAUAAAUUCUUUAUUUUUUGGUUUUCAGCAUGUGGUUCGGCAAGAUCAUGGGUUACAGAAAAAAGAAAGGGAAGUGGGUACACAUUGAGGAAAAUACAUUUUCAUUGGUAUCAAAAAUGAAAGGCGUAACUCUUGACUGUACAGCAGAUUACUUUGGCGCAGGUGGUUCAGACCUCGAGGUAUGUCAAUGGUGGAGCCAGGUAUAAAAGCAGUGGCGUACAUACCAGGGUCGCAGGGGUCGCGGCUGCGACCGGGCCCGGCCCACCAGGGGGCCCGGCCGCCCCUGCGACCCGGUAUGUAGCCACAGGGCCAGCCUCAGGCCCCCCGAGGCUGGCCCUGCUGACCCCAGCGGGCAGGUGGCUGGUCGGGCAGGCCGGCGCGCGAGGGAGCACUCGGUGCUUCCUCUUCAGCUCCCUCGCGCACCGCACUGAUGCCGGAGCCGGAAGAUGACGUCAUCUUCCGGCGCUGGCAUCCCUACGCGGCGCGCGAGGGAGCUGAAGAGGGAGCACACAGGGGAAAGUGCUCCCUCGCGCGCCGGCCGGCCGGCCAGGCAGCCCGCCCAUCCAGUGACCAGGAGCCCAGCAGCACCACUGGACCCCAGGGAAUCCCCCCAGCACUCCAAAAGGUAAGGAGGCUGGGGGGAUUACAUUUGAAAAAAUAAAUAAAACGUGUUAGUGUUAGAGUGUGUGUGUGUUAGUGUGUGUGUGUGUUAGAGGGUAUGUGUGUGUGUUAGUGUGUGUUAGAGUGUAUGUGUGUGUUAGUGUGUGUUAGUGUAUGUGUGUGUUAGAGUGUAUGUGUGUGUGUUAGUGUAUGUGUGUGUGUUAGUGUGUGUGUGUGUUAGUGUGUGUGUGUGUGUUAGUGUGUGUGUGUGUUAGUGUAUGUGUGUGUGUGUUAGUGUAUGUGUGUGUGUUAGUGUGUGUGUUAGUGUAUGUGUGUGUUAGUGUAUGUGUGUGUUAGUGUAUGUGUGUUAGUGUAUGUGUGUUACUGUGUGUGUUAGUGUAUGUGUGUGUGUGUGUUAGUGUGUCAGUGUUUGUGUUAGUGCGUGUGUUAGUGUGUGUGUCAGUGAAUGUGUCUGUUAUUGUGUGUGUGUCUGCUAGUGAGUGUGUUACUGUGUGUGUCUGUUACUGUGUGUUUGAUGUCUGUUAGAGAGUGUGUGUUUGUCAGUGAAAGUAUAUGUUUUGUAAGUGAGUGUGUAUGUAUGUCUGUCGCUGAGUGUGUCUCUGUCAGUAAAUGUGUGUGUCUGUUAGCUAGUGUGUAUGCGUCUGUUCGUGAGAGUGUGUGUGUGUGUCUUCAGCAUUUACCUUUCUCCAGCGUCGGACUCCCCAGUGUCCGCCACUCAGCUCCGAAAUGCACAUGCGCGGCAAGAGGAGCGCGCGCAUUUAAACCGCCCAUAGGAAAGCAUUAAUCAAUGCUUUCCUAUGGACGUUCAGUGUCUUCUCACUGUGAUUUUCACAGUGAGAAUCAUGGAAGCUCCUCUAGCAGCUGUCAAUGAGACAGCCACCAGAGGCUGGAUUAACCCUCAGUGAAACAUAGCAGUUUCUCUGAAACUGCUAUGUUUUCAGCUGCAGGGUUAAAACUAGAGGGACCUGGCACCCAGACCACUUCAUUGAGCUGAUGUGAUCUGCGUGUCUGUAGUGGUCCUUUAAGUGUGUGUGUGCAUACCUCGGUCGCGGGGUCGCAGCCCUGCGACCGGGUGCCCGCCACCAUGUGUUGCAACCCCGACCCGCGAGCAAUUUUUGCACCGGGGCCCCAUGGGUCAUGUGUACGCCACUGUAUAAAAGGGUGCAUUUGAGUGUACUAAGAGACAAUGUAGCUGCCGUAAUACCUUUAACGUAUAGGAAUGAGUAAAAUGAGUCGGGUUGGGGGUACAUAGGAAAGGGGAGGGGGAAUAUGCAUUUCUUCCUUGGGUAGGGGGAUGAGCAAGCCUAGAGGGGGUAGUGAUAUGUUGCAGGUAAAUUUUGUGGUACUUUUAUUGCAUGGUGGGUUUAUUGGCCCCCAUGGUGACACCUCCGAAAGGGCAGUUAGAGGCCCAAGCUUGUAUAGGCUGGUUACCCAUGGGGGUCAGUUCUGCAGUUCAGUAGCCUUAUCCCGAAAUGGGUGACGGGUAUAAAGGUAGAGUCGGAUUGGGGGGUAAUGGUGUGUGGGGAAUAAGGAAUGGAGAGAGAGAGAGGCCUCCCCUGUGUCGUGCACCUCCCUCUCAGAGAGUGUUUGGACAAGUUUCUUCAAUUAUUACGAAUCUUCCUUUUGAGUUUUCAACAAAACUGCGUGUACAGCUGUAAUGGGUUGUAUGAGCCCUGUGCUACCUUCGAUCAAUGCAUAUGCCCCAUGGUGAGGGAGUGUGUCUGGACGUUACAGCGGGUCAGGUAAACACACAUGCGAGGUACUGUACAGUCGUGUAAUCAUACAUUUUGGAAUGUACCUAGAUUCUGUUACGUGGUCUCUACACAUUGAAUUGCAUCCUAUAUGUUAUAGCCGGCUUGGGUUUCGAUGGUUACGAGCUUCCCAAUUCCCUGGUGGUAUGGGGUGGGUUGUGUAGGUUUCUACCUUAUAACUUCUGGAAAAGUUAGUCUGCCUUCGGCAGGUUAUGUGUGUCGGUACUGUCCCUUUGUGGGCGGCUAUGUUGUCCGUCCGUUCGCCUGGUGUUCGAGGUUUCUGCUCGUGUUUCUGAGUUGCAUUUGGGGACUGGCCGUGUUUGUAUUGGGGUCGGCAUGGUAGUGCUCUGUCUAUGUCUGGGGGCUUUUUGAUUAGUUUUGAGGUAGGCGGGGUGGACCUUUGGGUGCUCGAUGUUUGUGUGGGUAGCAUAUAACCUUUAGGGGUCCGGUUGUUUUUGUUUUCUGGUGCUGGCAUGGCGCUUGAGCUUUGUAGUGCUAUUAUUUGUGGGUUUUGUGGAUGUCUGUCGUCUUCGAGGUAGGGAGGGUAUGUGUGGAGGAUAAAUACAAACAAAGAAAAGGUGUGUAAAUGGUGCUAUAGAUAUAAUAGUAAAAUAUAUCCCAGUGCGUCUCAAACCACACAAGUGUUAUAUCACCUCAAACACUUACAUUAAAUAUGGAUAAACUAGAGAGAGGUUGGCGCACACAAUGGAUAGUUUUGCAACAAUCUGUAAAAAUUAUAACAGAACCUUCAUAUAUUCAAAUAUACGUAUAACUGGAAAAACUCACAAUUUGGAGAGUCAUAUAAGUCGGCUCUCUACUGAAAUAGCAGGUAAGUGAUUCCAAAAUGACAAAUAGCCGCAGUAGUGAUGGUCCCCCAGGAAAAAGGAAGCUUCAACUCCACCGGGACCAUCACCACUGCGGCUAUUUGUCAUUUUGGAAUCACUUACCUGCUAUUUCAGUAGAGAGCCGACUUAUAUAGCUCUCCAAAUUGUGAGUUUUUCCAGUUAUACGUAUAUUUAAAUAUUUUCUUAUAUAUGUUGCCCUAUGAAGGUUCUGUUAUAUCUUUUACAGAUUGUUGCAAAACUAUCUAUUGUGUGCACCAACCUCUCUCUAUUUUAUCUAUGUGUCGAGGAUGCCCGGGCCUGAGGGUAGGGCUGUGGACUGGUGACGGUACCUAGCAUAGGUGUCUUUUAGUAUUGUUUCCUUAUAAGGGAAUUUUGUGUGGGGUGCCAGCGCUGCGGUCCCAUCCAGGGCCCGGGCCUUUAGUCCGGGGUAGGGAACUCGAUCAGCCAGGAGUCCCAUAUUUUGUCACAGUGUUUUGUCGUGUCAUGUAAAAGGGCUGAGAGGCUAUCCAUUUUUCUAGUUUCUUCUAUUUUCUUUUUGAUGUCUCUUAUGGUUGGGAUAGUUGCCGCUUUCCAGUGUGUUGCUAUGGCUCUUCUGGUGGCUAGUGCUAUUUUUGCUAGAAGUUUAUUUUGUGCUCGAGCUAUGUUUUUGGUGGGUUUGGAUAGUAACCAUGUCCAGGGGUCUUUUCCUAUGUUUGUGUGUAAGAUUGUGGAGGCUAGGUGUGUGAUUUCUGUCCAUAUUUGGGCUAUUUGUUGGCAUUCCCACCAUUGGUGGAAGCAUGUUCCUUGUUGGCCGCAACCCUUCCAACAGAGACCACUUGUGGAUAUCAUUUGUUCCAGCUUUAGGGGGAUGAGGUACCACCUCAUGAGUGUCUUGUACGCCUGUUCUUUAUGGUUGACGCAGAUUGUGAAUGUUGCAGUGGCUUCACAAAUGUCCCCCCAGUCUGUUGGGUGUUCGGUUGGUCCCAGGUCUCUUUCCCAGGCUGAGACAUAUGUUGGUGUCGUGUCCGGUGUAGUGCGGACUAGGAGGGAGUAGAUUGGUGAUAUCUGUCCUUUGUGUACUGGGUUUUGCAUGCAUGAUUUUUUCAAAUGUUGUGAGUGUGGUUUGUCCUGCGACUUUGUAGCUGGUCGUAUCCUAAGUUUCUAAUUUGUAGCGGAAGUAGUCAUGGGUGAUGAGUAGUGUGUUGCGCGGUAGUUCUGUGAAUGAGAUUAGUUGAUGGUUUUGGUAAUACUGGUAUGUUUGUAUCAGGUCGUUGUCUUCAUAAUGUGUGAAGUUGCGGGGGUCCAUUCCCGGUGCGAAAUUUUCAUUUCUCAGUAUUGGGGUUAGGGGUGAAGGAUGCGUUGUGAGUGAAUGUUUAAGUGCGAGUUUAUCCCAUAUUUUGAUGGAAUUCGUGAGAGCUGGGGGUUGUCUGUGGGAUUCUGAGUCUGCCUUUUGUCAUGUCUCUAAUGUUCGAAGAUCCGUGAGGGUUUGUGCUAGAGCAGCUAGCCGCUCCUUUUUAUGUUUGGAGGCUAUGCUAAUGAGUUUUCCCCUUAGGACUGUUUUGUGUACCGCCCAUAGCGUGCUCUCCGAAGAGACUGUGUUUUUAUUAAGGGUAAAGUAUUCACUUAUUUCUUUGUGUAUUGAUUCUUUCAGAAGAGGGUUGUGUAGCAGUGUGGGGUUAAGACGCCAGGACCAGGGAUGGGCAAUGUUGGGGAUUGAUAUUUCCAGCGUGGUCUUCGCGUGGUCUGACCACGAUAUGGAGCCAAUGGUGGCCCAUUUUACCAUGGGUAACAGUGAGGGGGUUUUGAGGAAGAGAUCCAUCCUGGAGUACGGGUUAUGUGGGUUGGAGUAGAACGUGUAGUCCCUGGUGGCAGGGUUGCGUUACCUCCAGACAUCUGCUAGUGGGAGUUGUGUUGCUAAUGUGGCAAGCAGUUUGUCUGCUUUUGUUGUGGGUGGUCGGUGGUGUGGGUUGGUGCGUGUGCGAUGCCUAUCUAGUGCUGGGGACAUGGUGGCGUUGAAGUCUACCCCAAGUAUUUUAUAGUGGUAUUUUUAAGGUGAGCUUGCAGCCAUUCCCAGAAUUGUUUGUCUGGGGGCAUAAAGUGAGGUGAUGGCGUAGUUGUUGUUGUUCCCUGCUUGGCCGGAGAUCAUGAUGAACCUCCCCUGGGGGUCUUUAACUACCUGUUUGACGUGUAUUGGGCACGUCUUGCGCACUAGGAUGGCGACCCCAUUUUGUUUGCCUAGGGGUGAGUUGGCUGUGUGACUUUCCUUAUAGUGUCAGUUCAGGAGGGGGAAAGGUUUUGCUUGGGUGAAAUGGGUUUCCUGCAGAAGUAUCAGGUCUGCUCCUCUUCUGCUGGCCGAUCUCAUUAGUUGGUGUCUCUUGGAGGGGUUGUUGAGUCCUUUACAGUUUAUGGAAUAUGCAGGUUACUGUGGCUGUCAUCCUGGCUGGUCAGGGGUGUGAGGGGGUGACCUUUUCCUUCGUUCCUCAGACGCGGCCGAGGCAGCUGGCUCACCCUUUAUGGGGUUUCUGUAUGGGGAAGGAGAGAGUGUGGGUGGAAAUGGGGAUUAGUAGGUGUGGGGGUAGGGUUCGGUCCCUAGGCCUGGGUGCGGGGGGGUUGGGUAUAGGUAAGCGGACUCCUCAGCUUAUUCCUGAGAUGCCAGGGCGUGUGGGGUCGGAAGAAGAGAGAGCCCGGGGGGUGGUUUGCCGGGUGGCCCCAUGCCGUUCUGUCUCGCGGAUCCGACUUCCACGUUGUGAGUGGAGUUGUGUCUGUGGGGUUUAGAGGGUGGUCCUCUGUGUUCCCCCUGAGUAUGUUGGGUUUUACCUUCGGUUCCAAGUGGAUUCAUUUGUUGGCAUAUGUUGGCAUACCAGGCGAAAGGAGGUAUCCCUCUGAGGUGUUCCGGUCCCCAUUGGUUGUGAGCAGCUUUGUCUAACCAGGGAGUACGGUGUGUUUGGUACUAGGUUGACGCAGUGGUGUGUUGACCGUCUACGUGUGAGCAGUCUGAUCGCCUAAUUUAUUGGAUGCUUCAAUAUCCGAGCAGUACUUUAGCUAAUCAUGAGGAGGAGACAGCGCGGACCGUGCACUCUAGGCCUGAUAGAUCUAUGAUUCCGUGUGCUUGCAGAUCAAUGUUCACUCCGGCUUUGUGUGAACUGUGUCCUCUUCUUUUUUUUUAUGCAGAUUUUAAUGCAAAUUGACACUUUUUUGCAACAGCCCCUCACCUUCACCUUUCUAAGGCAAGUAAUAUUAUAUUGUGGUUGUUUAACUUGGUUGUACCGUUCUACUAUAUCUAUUAUAACUCAUUUUUGGGUGUUAAAUUCUACUCUUUUCUGAUAUUUUAAGAAUACAUAUAGUGCUGCUAUCUAUAAUAACAAUAUGUGUGAUCUUUAUCUUUUUUAAAUCUCAAUUCUAGAAAUAUACCAUAAGCAUGGACUUUGUGAGAAAAUUUGAGCGCCAAUGCGGGUCUCAGGCUAGUGUGAAGAGAUUACGUGCGCAUCCCUCUUACCACAGCUUUAACAACAAGUGGAAUUUGCCCGUUUAUUUCCAGAUAAGGUAAACAUGUGACUUGGCAGAUUAUUCCUGCAAAAUGUUCAGGUCAAAAACCUAUGCAAGGGUUAUAUCUGCACACAAUUUGUUUGACGUAAAGCAAACAUGAUGAAUCAUCUGUUUUCUGCAAUUGGUUUCUAUACAAAUUGCAGUCUUACUUCUUGUUUAGAAAAGUUAGAGGAUGACAUAUAAUUACAACUUAAACAUGCAACAGGCAAAUGUCUUGCAAAUGUCUUGAAUUUUCCACUGCACUGACCCAUGCUGAAAAAGCAGUAGAGGGCAUAUUAUUUAAAAAUAUUAAUGAUGAAAUGGGAGUGCAGUCCUCAUGGGAUGUUGCUGUUUUGUUUUUUAUUUUAUAUAUAUAGUUUUUUUUUUCUUUUUCUUUAACCUAGGUUUAAAGAAAUAGCUGGAAGUCUAGAGUCUGCAUUGUCUGCUGGGCUAGAAGAUGCACCUGGUAAGCAGUGUUUGGAUAUGUGAUGUAUUUCUAAACAUAUGAAAUAAAUGAAAGGAAACUGUGUUAAAGUAACAAUAUAGCGUUAAGAAUACAAAACUGUAUUCCUAGCACUAUAGUGUCCCUCUGCCUCCACGAUGCACCCAUCCCUCCAAAAGGGUUAAAAACGCUUUCUUUCACUUCCCUCCUCUCUCAACUUCACGAAGAUCUGGAAAACAAAUGCACAUGCACAGCGAGUGCUGCGUGCGCAUUAGUGUUUCCCUAUAGGAAAGUAAUGAAUAGUUUCUUAAAAUCUUUUUACAUUUCAGGGUAAACGGGACAGGGACACUGCACCCAGAACACUUCAAUGUGAUGACGUAGUCUGGGUGCCUAUAGAGUCCCUUUAAUAGUAACUGUGAGAAGCCAGCAGGUGUUGAAUGACCAUCUUCCUCAGCAGCUGAGCUCCUCGCUUUAUACUUCUACCUAGAUUGUAUUAGUUAAAUUAAUGUUUAUUUUGCCUUCAGUCCUGAAAGUUGUAUUUCUUCCCAUGAACACCUGGCCAGGAGGCAAAUUCAGGUUUAUCAUCGCUCAACACAUGCAAAUAUAUGUUUGUACUACUAGCUUUGUAGUUGUAUCAACAGGUGUGAAUUGUGUUGUUUUAGUGUGUGUGUCAGUCCUGUGCAAUAAUCCUUCUCCCCUACUGUCUUGCAGCGGGAAGCAAAUAUUGCCUUCGGGCUUCACAUGUACUAUCGAAAUGCCUGACAGAAUGCUGGUCCGAUCAUAUCUUCAUACCUUUACUUGCACAUCGUUUUUGGAAACUAACAUUACAAAUGUUCUCCCGUUACUCUCUCUUUAUUAAUGAGGUAUGGUAUAUCUGUCUAUAUUUAGCUGGUGUAUGUAGUAUUUUGCUGCACUGUCUGCAAAAAUUGUCUAUAAAGCAAUUAAUGGAAAGAUUGCCUAAUUGCUGUUACACUAUAUGUUCUAAACACUGGCGGAACUACCAGCAUUUUGGUGCGGCCCCGACCGCACGGUAAAACCGCCGGGCCGCAUUGAAGGAGCCCAUCAGGUGGCCCCGAUGAUAAUGGAUUUCCUGGGGGCAGUCAGCACUGCGGCGCUUUAAGAGCGCGACCGGGCCCCAGUGAUGAUGUCAGAGAUGGGAGGAAGUCACUUCCUCCCAGCCAACAGAGCGCCUCACAGGAGAAGAGGAGGGAGUCAGUCAGAUAUCUGUGGUUAUGUGUGCAUAUGUAUAUACUUGCAUAUGUGUUUAGUAGAUAGCUCCCUAAUCUGCUAUCCUUAAAUAUGGCAAUUCCACAUAAGGAUAACAAAUAAGGGAUUUAUCUACUAAACAACUGAAAUAAGUAAAAUUGUAUUACUUCUAUACAUUAACUGUAUUAUAAAUUUGAAAUGUGGCCUAAGACAAUUCCUCUGUGCCCAGUACGGCCCAGGGAAGCUAAAAGGUUGGACACCCAUGGUUUAGUCAAUCAUGUAAAUUGCUGAGAAAUAACAGAUCCACUUUAAGACAGAAAUGUCUAAAAUAUAUGUAAUGUUUAUCAAUUGUUUUAUAAUAUGAUGUGAUAUUGUCUUGUAUUCUAACGGUUCUUUCCCAGUCAUCUUUGGUUUUAAUUUACUAUUUUAGCUGGCAUCUCGAGUGACUUCAGAAAGAGUUAUAAAUGAGAAUAAAAAUCCACUAUUGCCCAGUAAUAGAGACUCAGCCCCUUCACCUGCCACCAGUGAGGACCAAACAAGUGGAACUUCUCCAGAGGCGCAGUCAUCUGUUAUUACCACUCGCCGGCUAAUGCUUAUUGUAGCUGAUGUUGAAAAACUAAAGGAUGAGGUAGGCCAUUAUUUCACAUCAGGACAGUCUUUUUAUGCUGUAUUCAUACUUUGGAUCUUUCUAUUGUGUUGCGCUUGUGUGUAUAUAAAUAUAGAAUGGUUUGCAUUUAUUAUAGUAUAAUAGUUAAUACACAUUGAUACACAAUUUUAAAAGAAUGAUAGGUGCACAAUAAGGAUGAAUAGAUGGAUAGACAGGCAGGCAGACAGCUGGAUAUGAAUCUCAGUAUAUGAUAUUGAAGGGACACUAUAUGCACUCAGGAACGGCAAGGUACCAUUGCAGGGUUAAAAUGCCGCUAGAGGUUCUCACUUCAUGGUCUUUGAGACCUCUAAGUUGUGUGAGAGGGGAUCUUGUGUGUUUUGCUUGUUAUGUAUGGACGAGAGUAUGUUUGUGUGGGCCAUUGUGCAUGUCUCUUUGUGAUUUAUUUGUUGUGUCACUGAAGUGGUAGAGGUUAACACAGUAAAGGAGUUUAAGCAUGCGUGGGAUAGGCAUAAGGCUAUCCUAACUAUAAGAUAAGGCUAGGGACUAAUGAAAGUAUUUAGAAAAUUGGGCAGACUAGAUGGGCCGAAUGGUUCUUAUCUGCCGUCACAUUCUAUGUUUCUAUGUUUCUAUGUUUCUAUGUGUCUUUUUUGUUUGUUUUUAUUGGUGGUUGGGAGUUGAAUUAUAAAUGUUACUGUGUAGCUGAGAGUUCACUAGGUUUUGUUUGUGUCUGGGGGUAUUUUUUUAUUUUACUAUGUGAUUUGCGAAUGGGUCUCUCUAUUUUUCUCUUAAGUUUGUUUGGCAUAUCUACUUUUCAAAUAGUUUUUAUUGAAAGGUGUAACAUUUUACAAUAAAAUGAACAAUAUGAGAUAAGUAAAAUAUUGAUACAACAAAUAUAUGUAUAUGUUUGGCACAUGUACUUAGUGGUGGAGAAUGGAUCUGGAUGUUUUACUGUGGCUGAGUUUACAUUUAUAUUUCCUGCUGUCACUAAUGGCAGUAUACCAUUUAUUAAGGGAUAUAUAAUUUAUAUCUGUUCUAACAUGGUGGAGAAUGUAGUUAAAAUGUAUCUUAAUGCUGAUGUGGUCAUCAUUAGGGAAUUAUAAUAUGGAAUAAUUUUAUUUAUAUUUUAUUCUAUAGUUACCAGAACUAACAGAAGUAAUUAAACAGAAGCUUGAUCAGAUUGGUUUUAAGGACUUCUCCAUAGUAAAAGGUAGGAAUAUUCCCAUACUUAUGUCUUAAAACAACAUAAAAUACAAAUGGAAUAAUGGUUUGUAUGUGUCUUGUUCUGCAUGUCAUGCUUUGAUAUGUUUAUAUUUACAGGUAGGUUACAGUUAAUGCUGGCCUAAUAAAGAUACUAUAAAAAGUGAUUUAGCUUGAGUGUAUCUCAAUUACACAUGGGAUUGGUCAACAUAUCCAAAACCUCGGUUGUUGGAAUGGAGAUCCCUGCAAUAGUAUUGCCUGUUUCAGAAAAACAUUAGAUAUGUAAAACGAUUUCUCUCUCAGUUUACAUUAAGAACUCUUAAUGCGCUGUUGAUUUGUUACAGAACAGCACCCUUUUAUGAUUUCAUCUAUAGUAUUAACAUCAUUUUUAGAAUUGUAAAUUACUGUAUUUGAUGGAUUUUUUAAAAUUGCUCACCCUGUGGGCAUAAUGUUGUGACAUGCGCAUGUUCAUGCACACCGGUCGAGGAGGAGUGGAAGAUUAAUUGGCAUAUGGCGUUGUUAGAGAACCCCGUUCGAGAGUAGCGUCAACCUUGUACAAGUUUGGUGGUCUUGACGAUCCUGUCCCGAACAAAUUUGCUACAUUGAUAAGUUCGAUAUGCGAACAAAUGGCAGUACAUAUUGGACAUAAUGCUUGUGGAUGCACGGCAGCAGAGGGGAAGUUUUUGCACAUCUGAAAUUUAAACAGUGCCCCUGUUUAGUCCAAGCUUCAGUGGAAACAGUAACUGUGUUAUAAUUAUAGCGCUUGGGCUGUGUAGUAACCCUUCUUUGGCCUGUCCUUCAAACUGUGCGUAAACUGCUUGAAGGAAAUGGCAAUCUGUGGCAUGUCUACUCAUAGGGGAUAUUGGUAAUUACUGUAGCUUUUGUUUAGUUUUGAUACCAUGAAUUCACAGAUAGAAGCCUGUAUCCUGAGUUGAUAUGUAGCUUCAUAUACCUAUAUGUUGUUGUUGUGUGAAAACAGACCAUAUAUACAGCUAGAGUGACUAACUUGGCUGUACAUGCUAUCUCAGACAUUGAGGGUGAAGAGGCACUUACUAUCGAUAUUGUCUGCAUAUGUGUCAUUUAAUUAUAGAUAAACAUUCAAAGCAGAGACAAAUAAUAUAUAUUUAUUGGUUGAAGAUGGCACCAAAGAGGAAUAAAAACAGAUACAUUAACUUGUUCUGUUCACGUAAGAGCCAUGGCUUAAGAAAUGGUGGCAAUAGGAGAACAUCUAUUAUAGAGCAGAGAGACCCUAAGCUUCUCUACUCUUCAUAGUCUACAACAGAAAUAGACUAGUCCCAUUAUCAGAUCACACAUGACGUAAUUGUGGUAAUCUCUAUUUUAAAAAAGGAAAGAUUUUGAAGAUAAUACAUCAGAGCAAAGAAGCAAAAUUGCACAAUUCUCAGAAACAUUAGACUCCCAAAGUAAUGUGCUAAAUAUAAUACAAGAAGAUUGAAAAAACUUGCAAGAAACCAACAAUGUCUUGGAAAAUAAAAUUAAAUCAUAGAAACAUAGAAUGUGAUGGCAGAUAAGAACCAUUCGGCCCAUCUAGUCUGCCCAAUAUAGAACCAUUCGGCCCAUCUAGUCUGCCCCAAUAUAGGGUAUAGUGGCACAAAAGGUAAGGGUAGGGGUAGAAAAGUAGGCUGCUAGAAAAGUAUUCACUGAGGGCUAAGUAGGUGGUUAUUAUUAUUUUUUUUACAGUGGCAGUAGAUGAAUCAAUAGCAAUUUGCUUUCCACACACUUAAAUUUCUCGCAGCAGCUGCGAGAUUGGUUACAAGAGAAUAUCUUUUGCAGCUAUGGAAUGUACAGUUGCAAGAAAAAGUAUGUGAACCCUUUGGAAUGAUAUGCAUUUCUGCACAAAUUGGUCAUAAAAUGUGAUUUGAUCAUCAUCUAAGUCACAACAAUAGACAAUCACAGUCUGCUUAAACUAAUAACACACAAAUAAUGAAAUGUUGCCAUGUUUUUAUUGAACAUACCAUGUAAACAUUCACAGUGCAGGUGGAAAAAGGAUGGGAACCCCUAGACUAAUGACAUCUCCAAGAACUAAUGGGAGUGAGAUGUCAGCCAACUGGAGUCCAAUCAAUGAGAUGAGAUUGGAGGUGUUGGUUACAGCUGCCCUAUAAAAAACACACACCAAUUCUGGGUUUGCUUUUCACAAGAAGCAUUGCCUGGUGUGAAUGAUGCCUCGCACAAAAGAGCUCUCAGAAGACCUACAAUUAAGAAUUGUUGACUUGCAUAAAGCUGGAAAGGGUUAUAAAAGUAUCUCCAAAAGCCUUGCUGUUCAUCAGUCCACAGUAAGACAAAUUGUCUAUAAAUGGAGAAAGUUCAGCACUGCUGCUACUCUCCCUAGGAGUGGCCGUCCUGUGAAGAUGACUGCAAGAGCACAGCGCAGACUGCUCAAUGAGGUGAAGAAGAAUCCUACAGUGUCAGCUAAAGACUUACAAAAGUCACUGGCAAAUGCUAACAUCCCUGUUAGCGAAUCUACAAUACUUAAAACAAUAAACAAGAAUGGAUUUCAUGGGAGGAAACCACAGAGGAAGCCACUGCUGUCCAAACAAUACAUUGCUGCACGUUUACAGUUUGCACAAUAGCACCUGGAUGUUCCACAGCAGUACUGGCAAAAUAUUCUGUGGACAGAUGAAACCAAAGUUGAGUUGUUUGGAAGAAACACACAACACUAUGUGUGGUGAAAAAAAGGCACAACACACCAACAUCAAAACCUCAUCCCAACUGUGAAGUAUGGUGGUGGGGCAUCAUGGUUUGGGGCUGCUUUGCUGUGUCAGGGCCUGGACGGAUUGCUAUCAUCAAAGGAAAAAUUAAUUCCCAAGUUUAUCAAGACAUUUUGCAGGAGAACUUAAGGCCAUCUGUCUACCAGCUGAAGCUCAACAGAAGAUGGGUGUUGCAACAGGACAAUGACCUAAAGCAUAGAAGUAAAUCAACAACAGAAUGGCUUAAACAGAAGAAAAUACGCCUUCUGAAGUGGCCCAGUCAAGAGUCCUGACCUCAACCCGAUUGAGAUGCUGUGGCAUGACCUCAAGAAAGCGAUUCACACCAGACAUCCCAAGAAUAUUGCUGAACUGAAACAGUUCUGUAAAGAGGAAUGGUCAAGAAUUACUCCUGACCGUUGUGCAAGUCUGAAGUUAUUGCUGCCAAAGGAGGUUCAACCAGUUAUUAAAUCCGAGGGUUCACAUACUUUUUCCACCUGCACUGUGAAUGUUUACAUGGUGUGUUCAAUAAAAACAUGGCAACAUUUCAUUCUUUGUGUGUUAUUAGUUUAAGCAGACUGUGACUGUCUAUUGUUGUGACUUAGAUGAUGAUCAGAUCACAUUUUAUGACAAAUUUGUGCAGAAAUCCAUAUCAUUCCAAAGGGUUCACAAACUUUUUGUGAACUGUAUGUGAAGUAUGAGGUUUUUUUUUGUUUUGUUUUUCUGUUUGUGUGCUGAUGAAUAUGGGACAUUCUAAUAGCAUUAGAGGGUUGAGGAAAUCUUCAGUAAUGAUGUCACUUAAAAUUGCUUCUUCCAGUGUCCAGGGUUUGAGUUCCCCACAAAAAAAGAGGCUGGCCAUACAAUUCAUUAAUGGAAAAUGGGAUUGAUAUAGGAUUUGUACAAACUGGAUAGUUCCAGAUAAAAAAAACUCCAAUAAGAUAUGUUAUUUUACAUUCGUUUAAAAAAAAAAAAAAGUAGUCACCAUCAUAGUGUUGAAUAAGGUUAAACUUUGAACACCUUUAUUAUAAAAGCAACGCAAAAGGCAGGUUUUUAAUAUCUGGUACCCAAAAUUAAUGGUAUAACAUUUGUGAAUUUCUAUACUCUGAACCAAGCCCCUAUAAAGUUUAAUUCAGUACAGUAACUCAUUGGAUAAUGGAUAAUUCCUUGAGAAGAUCAUGGUUAUCAGCAAAAAUCAGCAUGGUUUUAUGAAGCAUAGGUCAUGUCAAACUAACUUGUAUUGUUUAGCAGUGUAAUCUCAAGUAGACUGGGACAUGUAUGUAUUGGGCUGCCAAAUAAUAAGGCCCCUAUAAUGCAUGGUAGUGAUGGGGAUUCUAAAACAUGAUGAUCUGGUUAAAAUAAUGGGCAGAUCAUGUAGAGGAAAUAAAAGAAAAAGCAUCUAUAUGUUGAUUGUUUUUGUAAAUUAAAUACCUAUAAUUUUAUUUUAUUUUUUCGUCUUGAAUUUGAAUUCUCUAGGAGCCUUGGAAGACACUUGCAAUGCAUUAUCCACACCUCUGUUGGCAGUAAAUAACAAAAUUACACUUGACCUUAGUGAGUCUUGCAUUGUAUAUUUAAAAGGUGCUCUGGAAAUCCCCAGGCUUUACAGGAGGACAAAUAAGGUUAGUAAUACUUUUAAUGCAAAUUAAAUGUAAUAUUUAAUUUUUAUAUAUUAGUGAGUAAGAGUUAUUUGUUUUGCUGUUUUAAACCAUGACACUGAGGAAAAUUGCCUCCAUACCAAAGUUCACAAGUGUGCAAGUAGCAAGGUAUUGUGGUUUUACACCGAGCCAAUACUUACUCACUUAAAGAAGAGAAUCAAUGGCGUAUUGAAGAAAAUGAUCAACACUGUAUAAUAAGCAUUCAGUUUAGAAGUAUAAAAGUUGCAAGUAAACCAGUAUGUUUGUCACAAUACAAUACAAUAUGUGUAACUCAAUAGAUAGAUGGAAAAAAGGGGAGGGGCUAUAAGAAGAGGUUUGGUAGAAAGUGAAGAUGAGAUUGGGAAGUACCAGUCAUAUCAAUGUUCAGGUGACCAUGGGCUCCACUUUGUUGGCAACUUUGACUAUACCCAUAGCAAUGCUUGAAAGAGCCACUGAGGCCAAAAUGUUGUGUAUGACAGCAUGCACCCCAAGGAACCAUGCAUACGCUUCUCCAUGGCUCAGUUCCAGCUAACCACAAUUAUCUACAAGAACCGAAAGGAUGGAGGAUCUGCUUUUUGCCAGAAUUACAGACAUCAGGGGUUUCACCACGUUCAGUAUACCAAUGGUCACUGACCUCAUAUAGAGAAGUAGCCAGUGUGGUGUGGUAGAGCAAAGAAGGAGCUGGUGUGAAGGGGGCUGUUAUCGGUAAAGCUCUUAAUGACUGCAUGGAUCCUCCUCUAAAAAGGUACUAUCUUUUGACAUUCCCACCACACACAAUGGUAUGUUCCAAAUUUGUUCUGACACCUCCAACAUUUAACAUCGCAAAAAGGGUCAAUAACCUGUGGAGUUCUGUACCAAAAUUGUUUUCAAAUAAGCAGAUUCCUGUGUUUUGCUAGCAACAGCGCAGACAUAUCAAGUUGCAUACUUUUUGCCAUUGCUGUUCAGAUAAAGUAGUGAUUAAAGUUACCUCCCACAUUAAUGCAAUGCAUUAGAGCGUGUAGAUACUGAACUUAGGUAAGCAUCACUUCAAGUGGCCAUCUGAGUGACUCACUAGAUGUAAGCACUGCCUUGUCUCUGAAAAGCCUGGUUUUAGACAUCAGAACCACUGCAUGAAGCUGUAGUGUUUCUGGUGACUAUAGUGUCCCUUUAAAAUGUUUUUUUUUUUUUUCAUUGAAAUUGUAUCUGUUAGUUACAAAAAAAAAAAAUACAGGCUCCUAACUUUGUUAGCUGGCUCCUAGAUUCCGUGCAAUUUUGUGAAACCCUGCAUUAGUGAGUGCGUGAAACAGAUGUGCAUGCCUAACAUUAGGCAGUGGCUGUGGAAGCAAAGUCAUAAGGGCUCCCAUGUCUAGAGAUUUGGGCAGAGAAAGUGCUGUAAAUUUCUGGAGUGGCUUCUUUUUGAAUGAUUAGCGCUGUUUUGCCAUUUUUCCUAUUGGGUUCAUUCCAGGGCCGUCUUUAAUGUUGACUGGACCCUGGGCAAGCAUUAGCUUGGGCCCCCUGGUCCCCUCCCGCCCACCUUCUAGCAUGCAAACACGCCUUCCACCCAAAGACACACAAAAAUAAAAAAAACACAUAGAUCGUAGACAUAGUCACACUUUUACCUAGUGAAAAUACACACACAGAUACACAUACAGAUGCAAACACUAACACAAAUGCAGACUCACAUACACAGGCUCAGACAUAUACAGGUACAUACAUCUAAAUACACAGACAUACAAAGACAGAUACACAGACACACAGGUGCAUACACAGAUACACACUAGCACACAUUCAGAUAUACAGAUACUCGCUGACAAACAUGCAGACACACACUAAAACACAGAUAAACAGACAAACACACCCUGACACAUAUGCAGAUACACACAAUAACACGCAGAUACAUACACAGACAUACAUGCAGUUACACAAACACACACUAACACAUACAGACACAUAUUCAGAUACACAGAAACACAUACAGAUACACUGGCAUACAUGCAGGUACACAUACACAAAUACGCAUACAGAGACUCAUACAGGCACAUAGAUACACAUAUAGACUGAUACACACAGACACACAUGCAUAUACACAUAAAGACAGCUAUACACAGAUAUACAUACAGACAGAUAUACACACAGACCCACAUGCAUAUACACAUACAGACAGAUACACACACAAACAGACACAUGCACAGACUGAUACACAUGCAGACAGAUAUAUACACACAAACAGACAUGCAUGAAAAAUAUACAAUUUCAGUCACCCUCCUGUUUCCUACCUUUUGGGUGCAGAAGGGUGACUUACCUGCUGUCCAGUGGCUGUCUGAGGCUGUUGGGAGUUGAGCGCUCUCUUAGUCCGCACUCCUCCUCUCUUCCUCCCUCCCACGCGGCAUUCUCUGUGUUAGCUAGGAGGAAGUGACUGCACUUCCUCCUAGCACUGACCUCUUCACUGGGGGCCCGGUCGCACUGUUAAAGCGCCGCAGUGCUGACCGGGCCCCUGUAAAAAACCGCUAAAUACCAAGUUGUGGUCUUUAAUCCACUUUGUUUAGUGAGUUGUAAUUCACACUUUUCACACACUCAUUAUAAAUGUCAUACUUGAAAACGAGAGAAAUCCCAAUGUAUUCUUCCUGGGAAAAUAUUGUAUAAAUAACUAUAUUUAUUUUUCUGUAAGGCAACAUUUUUCAAAGGUUUACUAAUAAUUCUUAUCGCAGCGUAGAGAUAAGUACCUCAGUAAAAGGUUUCUUUACUAGUCCUGAAUAGUGGAAUAGUAACAUUCAAGUCCACAUCACUUGGGUUACUUUGCGUCUUUGUCAGAUUUGGUGGUUUAAAUGCAAUUAUGCAAAUGUAUUUUCUGUGCUUUCCACACACAUUGUAUUUUCAUGGUAUGUUUCUUGGACAAUUUUAGUAACAGCUGCUGCUAAUGUGUAUAUAUUGACCCACACAUUAGCUUUUCAUUGGAAAACAAUGACUGAGAAGGAUUCUUACAAGAAACUGUACACCAAUAAGGAGUUUUCAAUGUUUUUGUUUGUUGUUUGUUUUUUUACCAGAGAGGGAAUGAGAAGCAGGAGUAUUUGCUGCUCUUGCAUGCAUCUUCUCGUUAUAAAAAGAUAUAUUAUGCCCUUUGGCCAUUUCACAACUUGCUCGAGUGUGGGAAACCAUGAGAUUGAGCUCAUUUACCUUUUUUUCGUUAUUUGUUUCUUCCUUUUUAUUUACAAAAUUCAUGUAUCUGGAAUGAUGAGACAAUCAGGAUGAUGAUGUGAAUUAUCUCAUCGUACAAAAGCAGGAUUUGAUUGGGGAAAGGGAGCAUGGAGUUCUAAAUUAACAAAUCUGUUAGAUCCAGCAUUGACAUCCAAAGGAGCCAUGUGUCUAAUUCAUAUUGUUUCUUCUACUCAUGUGGGUAUUUUGUUGUAUAUUGUGCCUUAUUGGUUUAUGUAUUCUGUUUAAACAUUUACCUUUCUUUUAGGAGGUACCAACAAAAGCUUCCCCAUAUAUAGACAAUGCUGUUAAACCCCUUCAUCAGCUUCAAAAUGAAUACAAAACUCUACUCAGUCAGUCAGUCAGAGAAAAAUGGCUGAAAGGUGCACUUUCUGAAUGUGCACAAAGGUAUGUGAAUGACAGUAUGGUAAUAUGAGGGUCGCGUCUGCUGCAUGUGCCUCCCCUCCCGCGCGGCACUGUCUAUUGAAGCUGGGCGAAAGUGACCAGUUUUCUCUUUCUCCCAGCUCUGCUGGUACUUCAGGGGCCCAGUCACACUCUUAAAAUGCUGCAACGCCUGACUGGGCGCCAGUUCAGCAGUCCCCAUCGGGUGACCAUAAGUGCAUUGGCCACCCACUGGGCCCACUGAGCUUGCAGGUCCCAGUGCCACUGCACUGAUGGUAGUUCUGCCCCUGGCCUGUUGCUAAAUUUAGACUCAAAUAGCCAAGGUAAAUUCACCAUUUAGUGAAUGAUUCCCAUGGUUCUAACUGGAGGGGAAAAAAACACUUGGCCAAGUUAUUUUUAGUCUACAUGAUACUUUAAGCAUAUUUAAUUUGCUCCCUGAAUCUUUUGAUCUGAUUUCAUCUGUUCAGCCAUUAUACUUGUAUAAUUUCCCUUUUGUACCUAGGUAUUUUGACACUGUAUCAGAUGUCCUCAGUUCUGUGAAGAAGAUGGAGGAAAGUCUGAAGAGACUUAAACAAGCUCGUAGAAACACAACAGCAAGUAACGCAUCAAAUGGUGGCGUUGGUGAUGACAACAAAAUAAGACUUCAGCUAGCACUCGAUGUUGAAUAUAUGGGAAAUCAGGUAAUCUGUGAAUUUAUUACACUAUCAGACAAUAUAGGGCAAAUUCAAUUUCAAUCUUUAUUUAGACUGCAUCCCCCAUGAUGCUUAAAUGGACAUUCCACUGCCCAUAUACAAAGUAAUUAAAAUCACUGCUCAUUAGAUAUACCCCAAUGACAACAUGUAGGCAUUUAAUUAUGCAUUUUUUUCAUUGCGUGUAUAUCUAAAAACAUCUUGCAAAAGUUGCAGAUCUCUUGUCUGAAGCCUUUGCAAGCCACCCUCUUCUAACUCAGCUACGAUAUUCUUUGGCUCUCUAAUCACACACACUUCCCUGUGCAGCUCAAAUAGAAGCCUUUGCAAGGAAGCUGGUCUGAGCAAUUGCCUGCAUCUUGAGUUUAGCUCCACUGACCUAAACAACCAGGAAGUAACAUGACAGGUUGUCUGAUUGACAACUGGGUAGGUGUCACUAGGCUGAUUUAUAAAUGUGCCAAUUUCUAUUGAAAUGUGCACUUUUUGCAAAAUUAAGCAUUUUUCACACACACUUUUCACACAUAAAGCACUUGAGCAAGCUGAAGUGCUUCAGGAGUCUGGAGUGUUCCUUUAACUGCCAGUUGGAUGAAGAUACAAAGUUGGUUUCCAAUUGUGUAAAUCCAUAAAAUAAAUUAUCACUAUUCCUUUGUGACACACAUAUAUAUUAUUCAAAAUAAGUGGAAUAUUUAAUAAUGGUUGUUCAUGCCUUUUUCUUUUCUUUUAGAUACAGAACUUGGGUUUGCAGACUGAAGACAUAAAAUGCUUUCCGGGUCUUUUAGAGUUGGUUCAAGCUGCCAAGGAACAGGCAAUAGCAGAACAAGGAUAAUUAUGAUUAUGCUGUAUUAGUGAAUAAUAUAUAUUUUCAUUUGUAAGACUGAAGGGAGUAAAUCAUGUUGUGAUGUGUGUAUAUAUAACUUCUUUUGAUUGCAAGAAACUGUGUUUUUGCAGAAAACCGAGACAUAUGUUGUUCUACCAAAUAAAUGAUUAAAAUAUCCUGUACAUACAAAAUUUACCAAAUGAGUCAGAAUUAUUUGCAUAAGUUUGUUACAAGUUCAAACGUAGGUUUUAGUUGUCCCCAUAGGAGGACAGGUGAACACUGCAGGUUUUUAGGAUAAGUGUACCUGGUGAGUUAAAACACUCAUGACAGCCCUAUUCUUUGCUUAUUAUUUCCCACAUGUAACUGACAUCAGCAAAUUGAUAUAAUGCAACCAAUAUUGUGUCAUUGUGGCACUAUGUAGCUGGACCAAAAAGGGAAACUCUGUAGGCUGGGAAGGAAAGGUAGAGAGCAUAGGUUUGUAGAGUAACUUUGUUUUCUUUUAAAUAAAAAUAUAUACUCUAACUUAACCAAUUUAUUGCACUUAAAAAGAACACUAUAUUGUUAGGAACACAAAACUGUAUUAAUGCUAUAGUGUCCCUCUGCAAUAUUGUGUACUGCUAAUGCCCAUAAUAAAAUCACUGAGCUUGCUCACAUUGCUUGAAAGCAGACUCUAUUAAGUAGACUCUUUCAAGUAGUAGUUAGAAAACCAGGAGUUCAUUAGAGAGUGGUUUGUAUACUGUGGAGAGUGGUUUCUAUUUUAUUUUUGUUUAAUCUGAUUUAUUAGCAAAAUUAAAAGAAAAAAAACGUAAUAAUUUUUUGGUGUUUUAUUUUCCCUCCUUUGUACUUCUGCUUGAUUAAUUGGGGGAGUGUUAUUUAAUUGCCACCUGUGUGGGAUUUGUAUUCCCAUAAAGGCACACCCCUAACUCACUGAGCUUGCCCACUUUGCUUGAAAGCAGACU
This is a messenger RNA of Pelobates cultripes (western spadefoot toad), 41115 nucleotides long. The record is from the annotation of a GenBank genome assembly. NCBI's taxonomy places the organism in Eukaryota, Metazoa, Chordata, Amphibia, Anura, Pelobatidae.